Molecule: messenger RNA, 3525 nt
Organism: Fimicolochytrium jonesii
Lineage: Eukaryota; Fungi; Chytridiomycota; Chytridiomycetes; Spizellomycetales; Powellomycetaceae
Exons: 5
Coding region: 295-3288 (997 amino acids)
Source: RefSeq, a predicted model, not a curated record
GAAAAAGUGGUUGCACGUCCUUUUUCCUCCUCUCGCUGAACAGGGAAGGAAGGCAUAUAGUAACCUGGCGGAAACAUAUCGCACGGAAUAAUCUUGCAGGAGAGUUGACAAGUCUUGGUGAGGUUGUGAGAGUAUUUGAAGAGUGAGCGAGCUCAUCUCCGCUACGACGGGUGUACGACGGGAAAGCCACCGCUCCGCACUCCGCCCCGGACCACCCAUUUUCCCACGCUUGGGAUUCUCCAGAUAUACCACGAGCACUCGGCCGAAGACCUUUCCGACAGACGACCAGCAGCCAUGGAUGACCAAACCCUCACUAUCAACUGGUCUCCGGCGCUCAUUGUCGUUAGUUACAUUGUCUCCACCGCCGGAGCAUGGGUUGCCUUCGAGCUUAUCAGGCUUAGGACGAGCGAGAAGGGAUGGCUCAAUUGGGCUCUCCUGCUUUUAGCAUCCCUGGUCACAGGCGGUCUUGCUGUCUUUACAAUGCAUUUCGUUGGGAUGACGGCGUUUGAUCUUCACGGAGCGACCGCCGUCCCUAUUUUCUUUUCCACUGGGCUGACUCUUGGGUCGCUCUUCGAGCCGAUCUUCUGCGUCUGCGUCGGAGUGUAUGUUACCGGCACGCAGGAAAACCCCUCACCACUGCGUUUCGCCGCGGGCGGCGCCUUCGCUGCCCUCGGAAUCACUCUGAUGCACUUCACGGCCAUGAUAGCUAUGAAAGUGAGGUUGGACUGGAUACCAUGGCUCGUCGCGCUUGCAACAGCCAUUGCCUGGUUUGCCUCCACCACCGCAUUCGUGCUUUUCUUCCGAUUGCGCGCUCUAUGGCAAAACAGCAUCUGGAAGCAGCUGGGCUGCGCUUUGAUCUUUGCUUUGGCGGUGUCGGCGAUGCAUUACACGGGUAUGGCCGCAGCACGCUACGGCAUUGACCCAAACUACCCGCCAGGUAGCCCCGCUCUCAGUGACGGAACCGUAUCUGUGAACGAUGUCGUCAACAUUGGGCUCGCGUUCUGCGCAUUGUGUGGAGUCCUCCUGGUUGGGCUUCUCGGCAUGCGCUUCCGGACUCAUUACUAUGGCCUCGGUCGUAUACAUAAAGGACAGCUUACGUUAGCAGUGGUUCUCGUCAACUCGCGCGGCCAAAUCUUGGUCGACACCGCCGGACAUCUGCCUUCCCGUCUGGUCACGGGCGAAUUCGAUUUUGACAAGUGGAGCUCUCCCAUUGCUCACCCCGCUCUGCUUUGGCUUCUCAAGAUCUCCACCUGCUGGGACAAGUUCUCGCAGUUGAGUGCUGCUAUCAAGAAGCAUGGGAGCAGGGUGGCGACGCUGCUGGAUGAUGUGUUGAACACGCCUCCGUCGGUUCCGCGGCCGAAGAAAAGCAGCCAAGAUGCACGCUUACCUUUCUUGAGGCUGUCCCUAGUGCAGGCGGUCACUGCGUUGUCUAUUUCUAUGAGCAGCUCCUUCGAUCGCAUGGGACUUCUGUAUGAUACAGUUUUGGAAGCAAGACACGGCAAGGUUGCGCUGUUGGUCGAUCGCCUGGACAACCAGCGCAGUGAAUACUUUGCGGCGAAGGGUUUCCGAUGGACCGAUCCCAAGCGCGUGGGAGGACAUCUUGCUGAACACCUUGGGGUGGCAUCAACAGCUAUCCGUAACAUCGUCACCGAUAUCCCCAACUUUGUUCGCACCCGUCGACGACCUAUACGAUCAGGAUUCCACGUCGCCCUACUCUCGAUCAUCCCGAAGAUUGGCCAUUUCCAGAUUCUGGUUCCCACAAAGGACCGGUCGACCAUCCCUUUGAUGGAACUUUCGGAAGGGGCGUUCGAUGCCUUUCGCAAGAACGCGCGUCGACUGAAGAGCUAUUUACGGCCACUUCUGAGAGAUAUGGAUCGCAACACCGUACAGGUCAACGAUUACAUUCUUGCAUCUGAGAUUAUGGCCGCGAUGACCCGCAUUGGUGUCGGCAUCGACUCAAGCGCACAAAUUCCCUUGCGGUCUUUGAAAGUACCGACUGACGUCCUUACGCUGCGUCCGAAGCCCACUGGGGAUGUCUUGGACUUUCUCAGAGAGCCGGGAACCCCAUCGUCGGUGGCAUACCGAGUUCAACAUGAUACCUGGGCCUCCUCUCCGUUCUUCGACAAAGCUAGUAUGGGUUCGGACAUCAACCUCCUACUUCUGACACAGAUCCACACGGACGUCAGUAAGAAGUAUAACCCUCCUUCCGGUUUCACCUACAUCGACCUGUCCGUCUUCGAAGCGAUGCACUACUCGAGGUGCUUUCCUGAGCGCUUCCACCACGCUAUAGCGCUGGAGCUCGACGCUGAGUGGCAGAACAAGAUUGCUCCUAGUUUAAAGAAUUGGGAAAACGAUGAAGUUAAGGCCGGGCAUGAAGCAGAUGCCGAUGAAGCUCAUCGUCAAUCACUGGCUUCUGCGCGACACUCCAUAGUCGACAUGUACGCUGCCGCCGGGGCCGAUAGGCAACGCAAUCCGAGCCAAGAGCAGAUCCCGGGCGAGGAUAGUCACGCCGUCAUCGAUGUGGACCAGAUACUCGCUGAAGGACCGCCCGGUGAUGAUGUUAUGCCCGAAGAGAUGGAUAACUGGGUGCCGCCGUCGCCUCCUCGUGGUCAAGCGGGAAAGACGAAAGACCAGGGGAUUAUGGGCAAGCUCAAAGGGUUGUACAACAACGAGGGCCAACCGGCGGACCUCACCCAAUCCACGUCGAAUUUCUCGAACGAAUCGUCCUCAUCUUUCGAGCCACAGGCGACGCCGGUGUUCAGAGGCCACACGGGCAAUACAACCGCGAUCAAUUCCGACAACAGUUUUAACGAACGAAUCGAGAUGGAGCGAUACCUCAAAGGCUCCGGUGACCCCGCCGGCAACGAUGCAAAACAGGUCUCGCGCCGGGCAUGGCAGGCUCUCCGCUGGAUCAAGUUGUACUUGAAUAAUGAUACUAUGCGGAACCACAGUUCUACGGCCCUCACCUCCGCCAACCCCACUGGCUCCGCCACCACCGCUGGCACCGCUCCAGGCGCUCCAUAUUGGAAUGCGCAGUCACUGACUCCGCCCCCAUCGCGACCACACCGGAACGUCCCAUCGCCGUUGUCCAUCAAUACCCAAGCAGUACCAAACCCAGGGGACGCAUAUUCUCCCUCCACGUCGGCAGUCGAUUUGCACAAAGCUUUGGAGGAUCACAACAUCGAGGUACAGAACAAGUUAGUAGAGGAGGAGGACGCCAUACCUUCGCCAACGUCCACGACUGCGAGCAUAUUGCCAGGGUCUUUGACGCGCAAUCACCGUGCUUGAGACCAUACCCCGGCUUUCACCAUGCAUAGUGGUCGUGCAUCGUGAAAACUACUCGUCUACGGCGUACAUUCGGACUCUGAGCAGUUGGAGCAAUUUCGAAAGUAUCUUGUACUUAUCGCAAUUUGGCGUCCCAGGCCAUCGCAGUCGGACAUUCUCAUUUCCUUCAGACUUUCUUGUACAUAUAUGCUCGUCGACGUACCCGUUUGUCCACCUCUACCGUCAGUAUCUAAAUGUGAG